Molecule: messenger RNA, 1269 nt
Organism: Bathycoccus prasinos
Lineage: Eukaryota; Viridiplantae; Chlorophyta; Mamiellophyceae; Mamiellales; Bathycoccaceae
Exons: 1
Coding region: 1-1269 (422 amino acids)
Source: RefSeq, a predicted model, not a curated record
AUGUAUCAUCACCCCCAAAAGUUAAGAUAUUUCCCGCACAUUUACCCACGCGUUUACGAGAUGUCAUCAUCCAUGAACGCGGUAAAAACGCUUUGUUGUUCUUUCUCGAGCAGCGGUGAGACCAAAAGGUUGUCGACAAAGCCGCUUUUGCGCUCAAAAUCGUGCAAAGCCAAAGCUUUUUCUUCUUCCUCUUCUUCUUCCCAAAAUGGAAAAACCAAAGCAGCGGCGACGUCGACGGAUAAAGAUGAGACAUCUUUACCUUUCCGAGCGAUCCCAGGCGGAACCCCGGAGGACCCUUCGAACGCGCGAAAAGGAAGAAACGACGGUCGACCAACGUAUUGCCCACCAUCCUACGCGGCCAUGUGCAUGGACGCGUUCGGAUCGGUCCAAGACGCUUUGAACGAUGGGGAGAAACUUUUAGAGGUUGAGUUUCCAGCGGUGCCAGGGGAGGAUGCGGAUUACAAAGCGGCCUCGGACGUGUACAUCGACGCGAACGUGCAAUACGCGUUAGUGAUUGGCUCGAGCUUAUACGAGAAGUUGGGGAAGAGAGUGCAGAUUUGUUUACCGGAUGGGGUGGAGUUUCGAAGGGCGAAGAAGGUGUUUUCGAAUUCGUUGAUGAUGUCCGAAGGCGUUACGCUGAACACGUUGGACGGGAAGAAGCAAGACGCGUCGAUUACCGGGAUGUUUCAAAAGAUGAGCGCGGGGAGAGGGUUGAGGUCUGGGAGUGCGGACGACGAGAUGGACGAUGAUUUUGAGAACGCGGACGUGUUUAUCAUCGUGAACGUGAGUUGCGGGGAGUUGCCAGAUGUGGAACAAUUCGUGAAGACGACGUCGGGAGGAAGGCCGAUUAUUAUGUUGAACAAUCAGUUGGACACGUUGAGAGCGGAUUUGGGGUUGUUUUCGUUUCCUCCGAAGAGUUUGCACUACGAUUUCUUGAGUUAUUUUAAACCGGUAUUUUAUUUACGAUCGAGAGCGUAUUCGAGAUCGAUUACCGUGUCGCCGUUUGUGGUGAACUAUUCCGGCGCGGUGUUUCGAGAGUACCCGGCGCCGUGGCAGGUGAUGAUUAAACAAUCCAACGGGGUUUUAGCGUGCAUCGCGGAAGACGAGGACAGAUUUACUUUAGGCGAGGCGAAGGAGGAGAUGUUGAUUGCGCUUGGAUUGAGCGAUCCGGAGGGGAGUUUCAUGAAAACGGCCAGAAGCGGGUUGGUGGUGAACACGUGGUGGGAAGAGGAAGACGACGCGGAAAAGAGCGACGCGUGGAGAACGUAA